This is a messenger RNA of Dipodomys spectabilis (banner-tailed kangaroo rat), 3850 nucleotides long. Its product is annotated as proline-rich protein 33-like. The coding region runs from base 1066 to 2373 and encodes 435 amino acids. Lineage: Eukaryota; Metazoa; Chordata; Mammalia; Rodentia; Heteromyidae. The record is from RefSeq and is a predicted model, not a curated record. The transcript has a single exon.
GCAAGGGGAAGAUUAGUGGGGGGGGGUCUUCUAUCCUGCCUUAACCUUCUGCUCCCCCCCACCCCGCCGUCACCCUGCUCACAUCCCUUCCUACAGCCCAGAGACCAUCUCUGUUACAGCCUCCUGCUGAGGCCCCCUCCCAGGGUGUAGCCUUGGCCUUGCUCAUGGCCAGCUCACAGGGGAGGGAAUACUGCCCACCACCCUGCCUGUCCCCAGGGCUGGGCCCAGGCCCCAGGAACCACCAGCCAUGGGGACGCAGCCCCAGCAGAUGCCUCCUGGCCCCUUCCUUGGGAGAGCCAGCCCGAUCACACAGCACUAGGCCUCCUCCAUUCCCAAACCAGGCGGCCCCUGGCUCCGCCCAGAUGCUAUUUGUCAAUGUCCUUGCAAACAUGGGGCGCCCAGAAGCCAAGGAGGAGGCCUGGGCAGGGCCAGUGAGGCCCGGUGCCCAGAAACCAAGGGAGAUUGCUUCUCCAGGACCACCUGGGCCUGGAGGUCUGGGGCAUAUCCGAUUUAGCACAGCUCAGCGGAAACUGCUCCCAUCUCAGGGCCGGUCUACCUCUGCCCAUGUGCCUCAGCUUUCCUGAUCCUCUUGGCCGGCACUCUCACCACUGGCUGGCCAAUGACGGACGCGCCUGUGGUUGGGUUGCCGGCGGCACAGCACCCCUCACGAGUCUGGAGGCAGCCCCUUCUUCCUGCCCACAGCGGCCGCGGCCGCCGGCAGCCAGCCAGGCACAAGCAUCUCACUUGGCGCUCGCCAGUGGGUCUCCUGCCCCCAUCCCGUGCGGUGCUGCGGCCUGCCCGGGCCUGUGCACACGGGCAGCCCAGCUUCGAGCCGGGCCAGCAGGGAGGACAAAGACCCUGAAGACACCUGCCCAAGUGGCCUCAGACUCACUCAGGACAGAUUCACUCAGGACAAUGGUUAGAAGGCACAUGGAAGGUUCUAGGGCCAGGGAUCCCCCUGUCCCACCCCCAGACUUAGAUGACCACAGGCCCCUCGCCCAUGCAGGGAGGGAGAAGCAGCGACCAGCCUGACUGCCCUGUCUGCUCCUCUCCUCCAGCACCGGGAUGCUCACCUUGGGUGCCACAGGGGCCCUGGGGGAAGGCGGCCCAGGCCCCGGAAGACCCCUGGGCCCCCCACCGCCCCUGCCGCCCAAGCCGGGAAAAGACAACCUGCGGCUGCAGAAGCUCCUGAGGAAAGCUGCCCGGAAGAAGAUAGCGGGGGCCGCGCCUGCCCCCCCAGGGGCCUUCCGGGCCUCCUUGUCCCCCGUGAGUGAGGCCAGCCACGAGGUGGAGACGGCCACCGCACAGGCCCCGGAGGCUCCAUGUCCCGUGGGGGCCCCUGGCGCGGUGGCCCCGCAGCCCCGCCCCCCGCACACGCCCAUCAUCCAGCAGGUCUCCUCACCCCCCCAGAGGUCCUCCUUCGCCGUCAGCCGGACCCAGCAGAGGGCUCUGUCUGCUCACCUCAAGGCCCCGCCGAGGCCCGGAGCCCCCAGUCCUGCCCCAGAGGCAAGCGCCACCCACAUCACCCAGGUGCACAUCCAGCUGGCCGCAUCCCCGCACGCGGGGACCCCUGAGUCCCCCAGAAGGGCUCUGCACGGGGGGUCCCGUGGCCAGGAUGGCCACACAGCCCCACGUGCUCUGGGCACCCAGCCUCUCAUCCCAGUCGCUCACAUCCGCCCGCUGCCAGCCGGGGCACAGGGGGGCAGCCCCGGGCCAGGGGGGCCCCCGGCGGCUAGGCUGCCGCCCAGCUUCCAGGCCUCAGUGCCCAGAGAGGCCGGUGCCAGGGUGAUUGUGCCCAUCGCCCCCACCUACCGUUCCCCAGGACCUCCACCUCUCAGCCCAGCCGCCGGGAGCCCCAAAACUGAGAGUCUGGAGGAGCUGACCUCACAGGCGGAGCAAGUGUCCAGUCCUCCGGCCUCGCUCCUGGCCCCGCCCUCCGGCCCCCACCCAUGCCCGGUCCCCAAAGUGGCACCCAAGCCCCGGCUCAGCGGCUGGACACGUCUCAAGAGGCAGUUGAUGGAGGAGGCCGAGCAGCCUCCAUUCCCAGAGCCUGAGCAGAGCCUGGAGCCCUCCCAGCCAGAGCCCAGGGCCCCGGCCGGGCCUCGGCCGCCCGCCUCCCGGGCUUCCAGGAUGUGGGACGCAGUGCUGUACCAAAUGUCAGUGGCCGAAUCGCGAAGCUGCACGGCGGGGCCCGGGGCCGGGGACCGGCCCAUGGCCAGCCUCAGCCGCCUGCCCUUCCUGUACCGGCCUCGCUUCAACGCCCGGAAGCUGCAGGAGGCUGCGCGGCCCCCUCCCACACUCCACCACGUCCUAGAGCUGAGCCCCCAACCCAAGAACUUCAACCGGACUGCGGCCGGCUGGCGGCUGCAGUGAAGGGACCAGGGUGCUCCCCUGGGGCCACGGGUUGUGGGUGGGAAGAAGAGGGGUGUGGCCAUCACCAGAGGGCGGUGGGCAUCAUGGGAGCAGGUGGGCAUCAUGGGAGCAGGUGGACAUCAUGGGAGCAUGUGGGCAUCAUGGGAGCAGGUGGGCAUGGGAUCGGGGCAGCAGGUGCUGGGUACAGCCUGCCGGUUGGGGGCAGGUCAGGUAGUGGGACCCAAAAGGACCAGUCAGAAAGGCGGACGGGGCAGGGGAUGGAGGGGCUGCAUGAGGGCCAGUGAGGAAGGGCAGGGACAGUCCUUGUUGAGGAGCACGGGAGCUUGGGGAGGGCAGAAGGACGUGAGUGUGUCAGAUGGGGGGAGAGGCGAUACACCCACCCAACCAGCCAGGUCAGCCAGGCUUCGAGUGGCCAGCCUGGCCCUCUCCCUUCGCUGUCAAAGGCUAAGGGAUGGAUUCAUCCUGCUAAAGUAAGCUGGGGGGUGGCUGGGUCUGAGGAGUGAUGGGAGCCAGACCCGUGGGUCAGGGUGCAGGGAGAAGGGGACUCGGGAGCUAGCUAGCAUAGGGAGCGCCCAGGGCGGGGUAGGAGACCGGGCAGAGGAGAGGGCUGGCGCGGCCUGGUCGGCUGCCUCCUCUCCCCCCUUCCUGGGCUACGGCAACAGGACUCUCGGAGGGGACAGAGAAAUGGGGGAGGGGAGGUCGGGGCCAGCUACCAGAAGAGCAAGCCAAGGUGGGUUGAGGGGCAGCCGGCAGCUGGGCAAGGCCUUGAAGGGGCCCUGCCGUCCACUCGGUUCUUAGGAGAGGGCCUCAGAGGGGCCAGCAGCGGAACACAACAGGGUCACCGCGGGGAGGAAACAGGGGCAGGCCCACUGCCCCGCCCGAGACAGGAUAGCUGUCGAGAGGGAGCCUGGAGGGCAGGCCACUAAUAAAUACACAUCUAACCAUGGAGGGGGUAACAAUGCUCAAUAGGAAGUGUACUCAUUACCUUGCUCAUGUAACUGUAACCCUCUGUAUAGUAUCUUUACAAUAAAAAAUUAAAAAAAAUACACAUCUAACCAUACGGCAUCAUCCUCUCUGUCUUCACCAGCAGUAGAACUUUCCGGUAGCCUCAGUGAGGACGGAGGGUCAGGCCUAGGCUCUGGCCUGUGACAGACCCUCGGCCUGCACUCCGCAGGGAGGCCUCCACCGCUUCCAGGGUCAGCCCGCAGUGGCCUCUCCUCCCCAGCAGGCCCCGCUAGGCAUGCUGGGAGUCCCCCAGGGCGUGGCGGAUGAGUGGCCUGGCCCUGGGAGAAGGGGCAGGACUCUGGGCUGGUUGGAGACCAGGGGCUCCGGUGUGCCCCGGCCCAGGAAGGCCCCUCUGGUGUGGGCCGUGGCCUUCAGCCCCCAGGGCCCCGCCUCGCACAGGCCCCAGGACACAUUCGCAGAAGGCAACUGUGAACGAUGGAGCGAUGUGAACGUGGGGACGAUGUGCCGUGCU